Messenger RNA from Suillus clintonianus, 993 nucleotides. RefSeq lists its product as uncharacterized. Lineage: Eukaryota; Fungi; Basidiomycota; Agaricomycetes; Boletales; Suillaceae. The transcript has 6 exons. The coding region runs from base 1 to 993 and encodes 330 amino acids. The record is from RefSeq and is a predicted model, not a curated record.
AUGUCCUGGAAUACGGCUAAUGUUGCACAACAGUGCUUGAAGGAUUCCGGCAGCCGCAGCCCUGUUCCCCCAAAUGACGUCUAUCAUGAACUUGUUUCAUCCACCCCAGAGAUCGAGGUUCAGGCUGUUCCGUCUGAUUUGGAAGUGGAGGCUGAUCCCCAAUCGUCGAGGUUUUCUGUCAGAGGCAACGCGAUCGGAGGGCGCGGCAACCUUAGGUCCGACAUAGCCCCAGGACCGAACCUCCAAACGGGUUCGGGGUUACCCAGAACUGGUUCAAACGCGUCCGAACCUCUUCGAACUCAUCUUCGUCGUCCUGCCGCGUCAACAAUUGCCUGUGCUCAAAAACGAAUAAUGGUCCUACCUGUCAUAUCCAAGAUUGCAGCGACAAUCGGUACGCAGUGUUAUAUGUUCAAGUUCAACUUCGACGUGGAGGACGAUUCUGCGCAGGCAGUUAUUCCAGACGCAUUUACCGAGCUUUCUCUCGCAAACACAGUACGUAUAAUUACUGCUCAUCUUCCGCUCACCUUCAUGCCCGGAGGUGAACUUUCACCUCCACGUCGUGAUCUGUUCGAUGUGAGGUUUCAAUUGAUCUCACAAAAUGCUGAUGACCCGGAUGCAUCGGAGCAACCGUCUAUUUUCAACGCACGGUCUGCGCUGCAAUUUUUUGAUGCACUGUCAGACCUUGUGCCUCUCGUCUAUGAGGGCAGCUUUGUACACGGCAAGCGCGUGUUAGAGAUCGGAUGUGGUACAUCGAUACCGUCGUUCUACAUUCUCCAUCGAAUAUUUUCUUCCCUGCCUUCUCAGAACCAGACGCAUAUCCACCUCCAGGACUUGGCGAAUAAGAAGCGGAUGGUUAUCACUCGACUAGCACACUCCGACACCAAAACAGGUGUCUUCUUCCUGUUCAAUGCAGGUCGUCUUGCCUUUGUCCUUCCCUUUCAUGGUGGGAGAGUACGGCUGCGUAUUUGGGGCUUUGGACUCGUUGAAGGUUGA